Bipolaris sorokiniana ND90Pr is the source of this 1135-nucleotide messenger RNA. RefSeq lists its product as uncharacterized. The record is from RefSeq and is a predicted model, not a curated record. NCBI's taxonomy places the organism in Eukaryota, Fungi, Ascomycota, Dothideomycetes, Pleosporales, Pleosporaceae. The transcript has a single exon. The coding region runs from base 312 to 911 and encodes 199 amino acids.
CUCUUCUUCUGUACAAUUGGAAAACUUUGUUUUUGUUCUUCUUUGUCCCUCUGCCUCUCUCAGUCCAUCUUUUCUCCCCCAAUUGACUUGCGUGUGUGUUUAUCGUUUGUCGAUUGCAGCGCCCCGUUCCCCCAGUCCGCAGACCAAAACCAAUAAAACAUGGGUCGGGCGUCCGUGCGCAAAAAGUUGCACCUUUGACUGCCCAUGUACAUGAUCCUAUCCAAGACUCUUUUCUGAAUGCACCACUCAACCCAAGAUUGAUGUUUGCGCCAUAGCCAACUCACCUCAUUCGUUUAUACAAUCGCACAACCAUGCUGCUCGAGGCGCCCCCACCUCGCCGCCAGGUAUCCAGCGCGCCCGUGUCUCUCAGCGCCGCAUCCGCCGUGCUAGAAAAGUACCUACAAAACUCCGAGACACAUGCGCACUUGCACCCCGAUGCCCUCAUCACCCCCGAUGGCGUGACGUUCAACGCAAAGGGCGGCGCAGUAGGGAAUCUGCUCAUGCACCAUCUGCGCCGUGUGGCUGCGGGCUUGCGCGGCGAGUACCUUGAGCCCGACACGACUCUCGAGGCCCAGGAAGAGGCCCUGGACGCUGCUGAUGGCGAGGGCAGCAAAAACACAGGCGCAGAGCAAGAGUGGCAAGACGUGGCCGCCUAUCAGGCCGGGCAAGGCGGCAUCGAGAUUGGUGACGUGGGCAACAGGAACAACGUUGUGCAAGAGGGUGGGCAGGAACCAUUAGUGCAGACCAACGACACCAAGAAGAGAAAGAAGGACCAGGCCUAUGGCCAUGAUCAUAACCAACAAUCGCCCCCAGAUGGACAGGUGGACAAGGAUGCCAGGAAGAAGGCCAAGAAGGAGCGAGACCUGCAGAGGAAGAGGGACAAUGCGGCAAAGGCAAAAAAGUCGGAUUAGCCAUCUUGCCGUGUCACCACAGACCGACCAAAAUGAGAGGCACUGCCACCUUUUGCGCCGUCGCACUGGAGCUACAUGCUAUCACUAAACUAACGGUCUGCACCCAAUCUUGCUUCCACACGCCCGGGGCCUUUUUUGUCCCACACCUCGUACUCAAACGCACCACCACCACAACAACCACCCACUAACGCCUACAGCUCCCGAUCCGCUGCCUUUACAGCCUU